Molecule: messenger RNA, 1263 nt
Organism: Lactuca sativa (garden lettuce)
Lineage: Eukaryota; Viridiplantae; Streptophyta; Magnoliopsida; Asterales; Asteraceae
Product: akuammiline synthase 1
Source: RefSeq, a predicted model, not a curated record
AUGUGCUCCAAAGAUUUGGAAGGAUUAGGCAACUUCACACAAUCAUAUCUCAAGAAACCAUUAAACCAUCUUCCCCAACACCUCUACACCUCAAAACUCAUAACUUUUCUUUACUUGAUCGAAGUGCUCCUGGCAUUUGUUUUCUUCUACCCAAACUACAAAAAAGAUGACACCAACAUUCUAAAGCAAUCACUAUCAAAGUGUUUAGCACAGUACUACCCCUUGGCGGGGAGGAUUCCAAGCCCUCCUGAACCUUACAUCAACUGCAAUGACGAAGGGGUCGAGUUCUUGGAAGCUUUUAACGAUAGCCCACUGGAUGACUUCAUUCACAAGAAUGUGCAAGACGAAUUCAUAGACCAACUCUUUCCUUAUGGCCUCACUUGUACUCCUCAAGCUUCUAGCCCUUUGUUGCUUAAGGUUCAGCUUAAUCAUUUUUCUGGUGGUGGAGCCGCUGUUGCUCUGUCCAUGUCACACAAGUUUGCUGAUGGAGCAACGAUAGCCAACUUCGUUAACCAUUGGGCCACUGUUGCACGUUGUGGGUCACCCAUAAACCCAUGUUUCAUUUCAUCCUCCAAAACUGAUAACACUAAAAUGUCUGAUUUCAAUGUUAACGACUUGGAUAAAGGAAACUAUGUUACGAGGAGAUUUGUGUUUCCCAAUUCAAAACUACAGGAGCUCAAGACCAAGGUUAUUGCCAUGGGCACAGCUCCAAUCAACCCUACUCGAGUCGAAGUGGUGACAUCUCUACUAUUUAAACACGCAGUUAGUGCAGCUACAACAAGUUCAGGUUCUUUAAAGCCAUCAAACCUGACUAUAACAGUGAACAUGAGGAAUAAAUUUGUUGAAAACUAUCCUGAAACAGCAGCAGGUAACUUAUCUAUGUAUGGGGUAGCAAAGAUGGGCGAUUCCGGUAAAAUCAAACUGGGUGAGGUGAUUGCUAGGAUAAGGAAAGCAAAAAUGGAACUUGAGGGAAUAAAAGAUGAGCAAGAAUUAGUUCAAAAGUUUGCAAACGCAAUAUCAAACUUACAGGGUGAUCUGUAUUAUAUUACAAGCGUGUGUAGGGUUCCAUUUUAUCAAGUGGAUUUCGGGUGGGGUAAACCAGUAGAAGUAAUAAUACGAUUUCCAAAUGUUGGUAAGAAUGUUAUCGUUUUGAUGGAUACUGCAUCUGGAGAUGGUAUUAUGGCAAAUGUGCAACUGCCAGAAGAAGAAAUGGUCAUUCUUCAGAAGGACAAAGAGUUUCUUACUUAUGUUAAAGACGUUUGA